This is a messenger RNA of Stegodyphus dumicola, 608 nucleotides long. RefSeq names its product prefoldin subunit 2-like. Gene Ontology annotation, biological process: protein folding. Gene Ontology annotation, cellular component: prefoldin complex. The record is from RefSeq and is a predicted model, not a curated record. NCBI's taxonomy places the organism in Eukaryota, Metazoa, Arthropoda, Arachnida, Araneae, Eresidae.
AUAAUAGAAUUUCAUGUAAAACUAAUAUGGCUAAUGGAAGUAAACGACGGAAUUCCGAGACUUUGUCGAAGCAUGAAAUUAUAAGCCAGUUCAAUAAAUUGCGCCAAGAACAGAGAAAACUGUACGCUGAAUUAGCUGAUAAAGAGGUAAAUCUUCAAGAAUACAGGGAAGUGCUCAAGAUCUUAAAGGAGGUAAAUCCUAACCGAAAAUGUUUUCGCUUAUCAUCAGGUAUUUUGUUGGAGAGAAGUGUUCAUGAAACGUACCCCUCUCUUCUUCUACAAAGAGAAAUGCUUGAGGAGCAAAUUGAGGAUCUGACAGCGAGAAUCGUGGAAUCCACAAAAGUAAUUCAAGAUUUUCAACUGAAAUACAGCGUGCGAAUAAAACCUGAAGACGAUUUCAUAGAUUUCAGAACUUCCAAAUUAUUCGAAGAAGAAAUUUAUAAAAAUGGUUAAAAUAUCUUCUGAUUUCUUUUGAUUCUACACUUUUAGAUUUCCAAAACUGUCUUAUGCCUCCUUUUAUGAGUAUUUUUUCCCUUUUAUUAUUCUGUGUAUGUUUUGUUAUAGUAUUGUUUUUUAAAUUUCAUAUGUACGGAAUAAAAUAAUUUUUGA